AUGCAAAUUGGGGAAACUGAUUUGACAAUCAGAGGGAUCUCAUUUGAUGAAUACCACAAGGCGAUCAGCAUCGAUCGUCUAGGUGAAAUCUAUCCCCUUCUCAACCCCGACCAUUUCUUUGCGGAGAAGGACGACAAAGGCCUCGUACUAGUAGAGACCUUCGGCAUGUACGGUGCCCCAUCCGAGCUUUACAUACACCCCAAGCAAGAUAUCGCGGUCCCGGUCACGCGCCUAGCUGAUUAUCCGAUACUGGUGGCUGGUUUCACGACCCUAAGAGACGGAACGGACCCUAAGAUGCUCGCUUACCAUCAAUACAAGCCGAUGGAUGAUGGUUACAAAGUCAAACUCUGCUGCAUAAUGCUCACGAAUACACCGAAAGAAAUCAUGGAUGCACACAAGGUGCACAUGGCGAUUGAGAUUUGGCAAGGAGCUAAGAUCGCAGCGGCAGCGCUUUGA
Phaeoacremonium minimum UCRPA7 is the source of this 456-nucleotide messenger RNA. RefSeq lists its product as hypothetical. The coding region runs from base 1 to 456 and encodes 151 amino acids. The record is from RefSeq and is a predicted model, not a curated record. Lineage: Eukaryota; Fungi; Ascomycota; Sordariomycetes; Togniniales; Togniniaceae. The transcript has a single exon.